AUGCGACACAUCUACGACGCGUGCGAGCGACGCGCGACGUUCGGCGCGUUCGAGAGCCCGACGGGCACGGGGAAGACGCUGAGCGUGUUGAUCGCGGCGAUGUCGUGGAUCGACGAUCGACGACGGGCGCGGCUGGCGGGGACGAAGUUGGACGACGAGGACGACGGGCGGGACGGCGCGGGGGAGACGACGAAGAGCGCGGAGGACGACGAACCGGAUUGGUUGCGAGAGUACGACGCGAAGCGAAGGAAAACAGACGCGGAUGAGACGCGCGCGCGGUUGCGGCGAGACGCGGAGACGCGGUUGAGAGAAAAGAUUCGCGGCGGCGACGCGAGGGACUCCGCGGUGAAGAACGAUGAGAUCGAUAAGCAUACCGCGGAAGAGCGCGAGUUUUUAGCGGAUGAGUACGACUCUGGGGCGGAAAAUGCGAAGGAGGAUUUGCGAACGUUGCUGCGAGACGGCGACGACGAGAGCGACGACGACGACGCGCACGCGGCGAAGGAGGAAGACGAUGCGUUGCGUCCGGCACAGCAGGUAAUUUUGUGCUCGCGGACGCACUCUCAGCUCACACAAGUGAUUGGUGAGCUUAAGAGGACGGUAUUCGGUGGGAGCGUGGCGAAUGCGGAGGAACAAGUCGCCGUCGCCGCCGUCGCCGGUCGAGCGCAACUGUGCGUCAACCCGGCGGUGAAAAGCUUAGGCUCGGCGGCGCGAAUCAACGAGCGUUGCUUGGACAUGAGCAAAGGCAAGGCGAAGCCAGGGGAGAAGACGAAAAUCAAGGCGUGUCCGUACUUGUCUAAGCGUCGAAAGGCGAUGCUCGAGCUUAAAGAAGCGGCGUUGGCCAAGCCGAUGGACAUUGAAGAUUUAGCCAAGCUCGGCGAGUCGAGUCGGGCGUGUCCGUAUUACGCCGCUCGCUCGGCGUUACCGGAAGCGGACUUGGUGUUGAUGCCCUACGCAUCUUUGUUGCACGCGGACACGCGCGAGAUUUUAGGCGUCAAGUUGGAGAAUGCGGUGGUGGUUUUCGACGAGGCGCACAACUUGGUGGACGCCGUGCACAAUUCAUACGGCGCCGCGGUGACGCUCAACCAAUUAAGCGACGUUAACGACAUGCUCACCGAGUACGUCGAGCGAUUCAAGACUCGUUUGAGCGCGAAUAACUUGCGUUAUCUGCGUACGUUGACCAACAUAACGCGCGCGUUCGUGAAAGUCCUCGCGAAAGAGACGGAAGACGAGAGCAAACCUCAAAAACGAUUGACGACGUUGAAUGAUUUCUUGUUUGAGUGCGGACAAGACACUGUGAAUAUGUUUAGCUUGCGAAGAUACUUGAAGGAGAGUAAGGUAGCGCAUAAGAUCGCGUCGUAUGGCGAGCGUGUGCGCUCGGGGGAGAACAUGAGCGUCGACGGCGUCAAGAUGGAAACCAUCGGACGUACGAAAGUCGCCGUCGCGCCGGAUCCAAAUGCUGCCCCGCGCGUGGGCGCGGUGCACGCGUUGACGUCACUCAUCGAUGCGUUAGCGAGCGCGGAUAGUGAUGGUCGAAUGAUUUACGAACGCGCCACGCCUGAAGGUGAUCCCGCAACGCUUCGUUUUGUCCUGCUUGACGCCGCCAGCCGGUUCAAGCGCGUCGUCGAACAAGCGCGUUCGGUGAUUCUCGUCGGCGGAACGCUCGCGCCGAUUCCCGAGCUCGUCGCCCAGCUCUUCCCAGAUUUACAGUCGCAAACGGCUCCAGCACCGGGUGCUCGACAGCUCAAGACGUUCACGUGUGGGCACAUCAUACCCCGCGACAACUUGUUACCCAUCGCCCUCUCCGCGGGUCCCACUGGCGUGGCGUUGGAUUUCACGCACGGCGCUCGCGCUGACGUUUCCGUUAUUGAUGAACUCGGGAGAAUCCUUCUCAACGCGUGCAGAGUCUCUCCUGGCGGAGCGUGUGUCUUCUUUCCGUCGUUCAAAUACGCCGACGAAGUGUACGCGAGAUGGGAGUCCACGGGCGCCAUGGCGUCCAUUCGCGGCGUCAAGGACGUGUAUCGCGAACCGCGCGACGCGAGCACUCUGGAGCAAUGCUUGAGAGAUUACGCGGCGUCAGUGAGCCGAGGCGCGAGUACGCGAAACGGCGGCGCGGUGUUGUUAUGCGUCGUCGGAGGUAAGUUGAGCGAAGGCAUCAACUUCAAGGAUGAACUCGGUCGACUCGUCGUCAUGGUCGGCUUGCCCUACGCCAACGUCGCCGACGCCGAGCUCAAGGCGCGCAUGGACCAUCUCGAUACCGGUCCUGGGAACCAAGGACGCGGUCGCGCGUAUUACGAAGCGUUGUGCAUGCGAGGCGUCAAUCAAAGCAUCGGGCGCGCGAUUCGUCACGUCGGCGAUUACGCGUGCAUUUUGCUCUGCGACAAGCGAUGGGGCGCGUUUGGGAGCGCGACGAACGGCUCGCGCACCAAGGCGGCCAAAGCACUUCCAGAAUGGAUAGAACAACGACUUGUGGUGCCGCAGCGUAAUUACGGUGAAGCGCACGGUCGCGUGGCACAAUUCUUUCGCGCGCGCGAGGCGAAACAAGGACACUAG
This is a messenger RNA of Ostreococcus lucimarinus CCE9901, 2550 nucleotides long. RefSeq lists its product with no specific name. The record is from RefSeq and is a predicted model, not a curated record. Gene Ontology annotation, molecular function: DNA helicase activity; ATP binding; hydrolase activity, acting on acid anhydrides, in phosphorus-containing anhydrides. Gene Ontology annotation, biological process: nucleobase-containing compound metabolic process; establishment of sister chromatid cohesion. Bases 1 to 2550 code for a protein of 849 amino acids. Gene Ontology annotation, cellular component: nucleus. The transcript has 2 exons. NCBI's taxonomy places the organism in Eukaryota, Viridiplantae, Chlorophyta, Mamiellophyceae, Mamiellales, Bathycoccaceae.